Sardina pilchardus (European sardine) is the source of this 935-nucleotide messenger RNA. RefSeq lists its product as uncharacterized. The coding region runs from base 108 to 737 and encodes 209 amino acids. Gene Ontology annotation, biological process: phagosome-lysosome fusion; endosome to lysosome transport. The record is from RefSeq and is a predicted model, not a curated record. Lineage: Eukaryota; Metazoa; Chordata; Actinopteri; Clupeiformes; Clupeidae. Gene Ontology annotation, molecular function: GTP binding; GTPase activity. Gene Ontology annotation, cellular component: late endosome; phagocytic vesicle; lysosome. The transcript has 5 exons.
GAUCUUAGAUAUAUUAUGAGCGAUAUAUGUUACCAUACAUGGAUUAAGGCACCCAGAAGACUGUUACUCAACACCACAAAUGCUGUGGAUCAGAGUUGGGUUGAAACAUGAAGCCAGAAUGGCGAAAACCACAUCUGAAGGUGAUUAUGAUGGGCAAUUCUGGUGUGGGAAAGUCCUCCCUGAUGAACCGCUUUGUCAACCAUCGCUUCACCAAUCUGUUCCGUGCCACAAUUGGCACAGACUUCCUCACCAAGGAGAUCUCUGUGGAUGGGCGAUCUGUGGUUCUCCAUAUCUGGGACACCGCAGGCACUGAGAGGUUCCAGUCUUUAGGGACAGCCUUCUUCAGAGCGUCUCACUGCUGCCUGCUUGUGUUUGACGUCACCUCCACAGCCUCCUUCCAUGCCCUGGACACUUGGCUUCAUGAAUUUCUCUCACAGCAGGACAAGAAUCUGAGCCCCACUGACUUCCCACUCGUGGUAGUGGGCAACAAGACAGACCUUCAGAACCGGCAGGUAUCCAUAGAGGAGGCCCAGCGAUGGUGUCGAGUCGCCGGAGCACAGUACAUAGAGGGAAGUGCAAAAGACGACGUUAAUGUAGAGAAAUCGUUCCAUCAGGCUGCGUGUGUUGCACUUCAGUAUUUUGAGGUGAAUGAGGCGAACCCUGUGGACGACAGUGAUGGCCCGAUCCAGAUUAGUGAAAAUCCGAGUGAGAUCCGUCGGGUCAAGUGUCAGUGCUGACCAACUCAGUCACUGGGCCAGCACCAGUUCUACCAACAUCAUGCCUGGCAAAGACAAGCUGAGCCACAUCACCAGUAAACAGCAUGUCCACAGCAAACAGCACCAACAACAUGCACUUAAAAUGAAUCUUUUUAUUUUUUUCAAUCCUCAUCAGAUUGGGUCAGAGUUUAAGGCAUGACAACACAAACACUGGUUUGC